AUGGAGCAAGCUACUUUACUGCAUGAGAAGUUUGGUCGCCACUCAGUUGACUAUUACUUCGAGGAAAUCAUGCAAUGCUCGAAGCUACACAAGGGCACAUGCAAGGCCAACAAAUGGAACACUUUCAUUAAAAAAGAAGUCGAACGUCAUAACGCAGCAUUACCAGCCGGCGAGAAACAUCACAAGGCAUGUGAGCUCAUGUCCAAAAUUCGCACAUGUUGGCAGGAGAUGGACAAAGAUCAAUGCACCCUCGAAACUCAAGACGUCAUCGAGACCCUUACUGAGCAUCGUGAAAUGAAGGAAUUAGCCACUCACAACACCAUGAUUCAUGCAUUCAAUGACACUCAGGGGACCCUCGAGAAGAUAGAUUGCGAGUUGACAGCUUUACAUAGUCGUACCGGUGUUGAAUUCAUCUUGCUUGCUGAGUUCUUCGAUUAUUGCUUCAAGACUUCGAUUGGCACACUUGCAUUUCGCUUCGAAGGCUAUUGUAUUGCAGGUGUACAAGGCCUUGCGAAGACUCACCUGGAUGAGGUCCUCAAGUUGAAGAAGAAGCUAAAGGCCGCAGCGGCACCUGCACAGGCACAGCGCAUGUAUUACACUAACUUCGAUACCAACAUUACAGCAAAGUACCGCGUGGUACUCGAGAAGUGGCCACUAUCGAAGUUCUGCUGCCCUGGUGACAUAAGUUCAUGCAAUGAACUUCGUGUCUUAUACCAUGCCUGGAAUACUAACACUACUUGCUUUCGGCAGCUUUCAGAUGUCGAGUUCAAGGAUUGGGAGAAUGGAAGGUGUGAUGAUAAGAUGGCUGAAAUGUCGAGGGAUGUUGAUGAAGACAAUAUGUCUACUCCUCCUGCGCAGUCACCUUCCCCCCCUUUGAUGGAGGCACCUACUACGUUGACAGCGGGUAUUCAGUCUCAGCCACUUUCAGCAAUGCAGAGUGGAAAGCGGCCUGGGGAGGAGCUCAAUGGUGUGUUCUCUGUCUCGGGAGAGGCCAUGCCGGUCUAG
Suillus paluster is the source of this 1005-nucleotide messenger RNA. RefSeq lists its product as uncharacterized. Lineage: Eukaryota; Fungi; Basidiomycota; Agaricomycetes; Boletales; Suillaceae. The transcript has 6 exons. The record is from RefSeq and is a predicted model, not a curated record. The coding region runs from base 1 to 1005 and encodes 334 amino acids.